Molecule: messenger RNA, 631 nt
Organism: Mucor mucedo
Lineage: Eukaryota; Fungi; Mucoromycota; Mucoromycetes; Mucorales; Mucoraceae
Product: thioredoxin-like protein
Exons: 3
Coding region: 73-489 (138 amino acids)
Biological process (GO): mitochondrial translation
Cellular component (GO): mitochondrial large ribosomal subunit
Molecular function (GO): structural constituent of ribosome
Source: RefSeq, a predicted model, not a curated record
UCUUUAAAAGGUAAUUUUCUCUCCACCCCUCGCAAGAAUAACCCUGUAGAAUCGUUUUAUUCGUCAUUUCAAAUGUCUGGCAUUGCAAGCAAAGUUUUACCUAGAACAAACAACGGUACCGGCGCUUUUGUGCUCCAAUGUCGUAAAAUGGUGUUCAAUUAUUGUGAAAAAUGGGGAAGUAACAAAGGCAUGAUCGAAUACAUUAAGAAGGAUCUCGCCAACUUCGCAAAGGAACACCCUCAAAUUGAGAUUAUUGUUCAACCUAGACCCGCCCACCAUCCCAUCGUUCGCGGAAUUUACUUGAACGGCCGUGAUAAAGUUAUCUGUACUCGUAAUUUAACAACCGGUGAAAUCAACAACAAAGUGCAACUUCUCAGAGAUUCAAGUGGUGAUAAGAUUAAGAACUUGACCAAGAGACCUGUCAUUUCUACAACAGAAAGUGUCCGUGGUAUUUGGUCACCAUUCAACUCUCACCCUCAUACUAUCUAGACCAAAAAAAUAAAUAACAAAUAAAGCAACAAUGUAUAUUAUCCCCUCUUUUCUGAACAAAAAUAAAUAAAAACAGAUCUAAAUGCGAUUGUCAGAUAUCAAAUACCCCACUGCACUCUUCAUUUGGUAAGGCACAGAAGAC